This is a messenger RNA of Mizuhopecten yessoensis (Yesso scallop), 2376 nucleotides long. Its product is annotated as innexin unc-9-like. Bases 112 to 1410 code for a protein of 432 amino acids. Gene Ontology annotation, cellular component: plasma membrane; gap junction. Gene Ontology annotation, molecular function: gap junction channel activity. The transcript is spliced from 3 exons. Lineage: Eukaryota; Metazoa; Mollusca; Bivalvia; Pectinida; Pectinidae. The record is from RefSeq and is a predicted model, not a curated record.
UUAUUGCCAAAUCAUUGUAUUUUACCAGUGUUCUGAUAAAUAAGGUUGCAUAACGUUAGUUUACCGUGUGUAAGGACGUCCAAGAGAAAACUAGCUUUGAUUAAAGACAAGAUGGUUUGGCGGCCGUUUCUACGACAUCUGACACAGUCCAGUGUCCGCCUUAGUGACCAGUGUGGAAGACUCAAUAGUACGUGGACAGUGGGAAUACUUGUCCUGUUUGCGGCGUUGACAUUUUACAUACAGACUUCGAACGACACCGUCAGCUGUUGGACACCUGCAGAGUUGACGCCACCGAUGGUAACAUAUGUCAACAAAGCAUGCGGCGAGUCUAAUUCCUACUACCUCCCUAUGGCCGAGAAAAUUCCGGUUCAUAGACAAAGGAAACGAGAUUUUCAAGUUAGUUUUAAAUGGCGAUGGCUUCCACUGAUUCUGCUGGUACAGGCAUUACUGUUCAAGCUUCCUGACAUCGUUCUUUCAGUGGGACAGAGUCUAGUGGGUUUCAGAUUUACAAAGAUCAUCGGACUUACUGACGGUUACGAGUCUCUCAAUAUGGCAGACAGAGCUCAAAUGGGGAGACAAGUUGGUCGGUACAUGAAGAGCUGGAUUGACUCUACUGUGAUGAAGGGAUGUCCAUGGGGAUGGCUUACACUUCUCUUUCUAUUCACAAAACUGUUGUACUUUAUCAACAUCAUCACACAGUUAUCUGUCUUAGAUAGCUUUCUGACGUCUGAAAACCAGACUUCCUUUGGAAGGCAAAUGUAUGAUGAUAUUGUCAGCAACAAAACAAUGGAAUGGCGUUCAUUUGAUCGUUCCUUUACUCGUAUAGUGUUGUGUGAUUUUAAAAUCCGACAACUGCAACGCGAACGAUCAUUUACAGUACAGUGUACCCUCAAUAACAUAACGUACUACGAGAUGGUAUUGUGUUUCCUGUGGAUUUGGUUCGUGUCGUUGUCGGUUAUAACCACGCUCAGUGGUAAGCUACAGUUCUUAACAGUCUUGAUACCAGUUUUUAGGAAAAGGUUCGUCAAGCGUUACCUGUAUCUGUCUAAUGAGGUUUUCCCAACUCCGUCUGACAACGACAUUAGCCGGUUUGCAGGAUCAGAAAUAACGGAGGAAGGUGUUUUCAUACUGAAGGCGAUUGGAGAGGCAUCUUCUGAGCACCUGGUCAGGGACGCGGUCAUCUAUCUGUGGCAAUCUACACAUGAUCAACAGACUCCUGGUCAAUUGGGACCACCAGACCAGGGUGGACCUCCGCCGUACUUGGGUCAAGGGUCAUGUGUACCCGGCCAGACUUACGGACGUGGAGGUGCGGUGUUAUCACCCCCUCCUUCUGCUCCUCCUCAACAGGUUAGAUACCGGCCACAGCCCGGUACCGAAGCAGUCCCUCUGAUGGCAAACCAGCCAAUGUGAAUUGUGUACGGUACAUUCUCUUAAUUCAAACAAUCAAAGGGAUUUGGGCACAAGUUCUGACAACUUACUAGGCCCUCUCUUUAUUAACUUGGGCUAUGAUGUCAAACACUGAUAGGGUGAUAUGUGGAUGGUGCCAUAUCCGUAUAUGAAACACCACACAGAUGUAAAGUAAUACGCUACUGGUGCGUCAUCACCAAACGCUGAUGAUAACCGGCUAGUAUCAAUAAACGUUUAAUAGAACUGUUCUGUAGGGUAAAAAUUGUAUCAGUAUUAAUAGCUAUUUUAUCCAUUGGUUGACAAUCUUUACAAAAAUGUAAAUAAUAAAAUGUACUAUGAUUACGAUCAUGGUUGUAUUGAUGCAAUACCUCUUACCCAACACACACAUGAUCAUACUAAUUGUCAGGUUAGUACAAAUAUAUGUUGUAUCGUCAGUUACCUGUACAGUUUCCUAAAUGUUCUACUAUGCUGAGGACUUCAUGAGAACAAUUAUAGUUAUGCAUUUAUGUCAGAAAAGCAGUGGAAGCUUAUAUGACAGUACAAUACAGCUCUGAUUAGAAAUUAACAACACAUUUUAUUAACAUACAUAUCACCAGAAUUAAAGUAAAAAACAUUAUUGAACUCGUUUGAUUCGUAUGAGAAUUAUAAAAAUAUAUUUAUGAAUGAAUUAUAUUUGUAUUUUCAAUGUCCUUAAUAUUUUAAUUUCUAAUCUGAGCCGUAUGUUUAGGUACAUUUUUCAGUUGACUGAAAGAAAUUAGUAGCAGAUAAAGAAGUUGAGUAUGCCAAUAUGUUAAUUGAAUGAAUACCGGGUAAAAUAACAUAGUGUAAUUCAUUUUAUGUACAUUUAUAUCCAGUACAAAUAUAUUGCAGACUACAUCUCACUCCCCCACCCAGGUAGCACUAUAAAGUCGGCAUCAGUUCCGCGCUAUCACAAGGAGACACACACGAACAUAUCGCAGCCUCCCUAAA